AUAUUUUACGCAUAAAUAUAAGUAUUAAAUAUUUUCAGCAUUAAAUGCUGAAGGGGUCGGUGUAAUUUUUGUUACUGUUAAAGAAGUCUCUGGCUGUUAGAUUUAUAACUAAAAAAAACUGGCUGUUUUGCUGGAUGCUAAUUUCUGAAUCGCCUUUUCGUUAUGAUUGUAUUGGCCCUUGUCAUGUGCCGUACAUUGGCUGCCUAGAAACCGGACUAACAAGCCGACAGGUGCGGAGCUGAAGUCCGAGCAGUUAGACUUAUGUUUUGAUCUGCAAAAACAACAAAAGUACGUCUCAUGAUGAACAAGGAUCUGAGUGAAGAAUCAUUACAGGACCUCUACGCUUGGAUUGACAAAAUAAAACUCUCCAGACCUAAAAGGAAUAUCUCACGCGACUUCAGUGAUGGAGUUAUGGCUGCUGAACUUGUAAAGCACUUCUUCCCCAAGAUGGUGGACCUACACAACUACACACCUGCACACUCCACUCACCAGAAGUUGACUAACUGGAACAUGCUAAACAGGAAGGUUUUCUACAGGCUGAACUUCCAUGUACCAGAGGACAUUUUAAAGAAGAUCACACUCAACAACCCGGGCAGCAUCGAGCCGGUUCUGUGUGCUCUCAGACAGAAAAUAGAGGAAAGACAAGCAAGGACAGUUUCAUACUGCACAAAGGAUUUAGAAUGCUUUGCCACUGAGAAUGAAAAUGCAAACACAGAAAAUGGCCCAGUCACUAUUGGGAACUCAAACAAGACAGCGGGUCCUGUGAAAAAGACCCAGAAAUCUGACACUUUUUACAGCCCUCCUAUAGUGCUAGGUGAAAAUGUAGACCCAGCCUUCCGUUUGCUGUUGGAGGAGAAGGAACUGGCUCUGCAGGCUUUACAGGAGACUGUAGAGAUUUUACAGACAAAAGUGAGCCGUCUAGAGCAUCUGGUUCACCUGAAGGACCUACGCAUUGAGGACCUGACUAAACACUUGGAGAAGAAAUGUACACCAGUGUUUCAAUAUGAAAGAUCUGCUGCAGUAAAAGAAGAGUCAAGUUGUGUGUGCACACACAUACAUAUACACAUAUACUGUACAUACAGUGUGUACAUCUUAAGCCUCAAUUCAUCGGCCUCACAGUGGGAUGUCUCAGAAUGACUCAGACUGGAAGAACAAGCAGCCUGGGAAUGUGGGAAUGGAGACAUGGUUGCUCAGGAGCAGUAAGGCUUAGUGACUCACAGCCUCAAGCAAUGUUUUAGUUCCUCUGCUGUUCUAAAGACUGAGCAAUGCUUGCAAAGCAGGACAAGAGUGUGAAAACUUUACAUGCAGGGCAGCAAAUCAGUUUGAGGAAUUUGUCUAUAUGUCUAAAAGUAGUACAAUUAACAUUUAAAUGGUUGUUAAUGGAUUUGAAAGAUUAUAAAUGUUUUUUCUUUAGAUUUUACAGUAAAUUAAAUAUAGUAAACGGCCAGUAAGCUGUUGCAAGGUAUAACUGUACUUACUUUAAAAUGCUAGAAUUUCACGUGUAUGUUCAAAUUAUAUAUGCCUUAUCUUCUUAAUAUGAGCUUCCUAUCACACUAUCAUUUAGAAUUAUCACAGGCUCCCCGUGACCCGAGGUAGAUCGGAUAAGCGGUACAAAAUGAAUGAAUGAAUGAAUGAAUGAAUGAAUGAAUGAAUAUCAUAACUAAUAGGCAUUAAAACAGUAUUGUGGCAUCAGUGAGAAAGAAGCUUGUCCAGGAAAUAUCAUUAAAACACUGCACUUGCUUUUUAUUGUGCCCAGGAACAAACAAGCAGGAGUUACAAAUCAAUGAACAUAAAUCCAAAUCCUUGUAUAACAAAUGCUUUUAAAUACAAAUAAACAGCACAUCCCUGCACUUAUGCAAUAUAUAUAUACAGCUUGCAUAGCAGAAAUGCUUUGAAAAUUGUAAAAAUGUUUCUGAUUUUUUUUAUCAAAAAAAGUCACAUAAGGACACAAAAUGGUGCCAUUUCCUGAUGACUCAUUUUGUGCUCAUGAUAAGCAAUAACUCAAGCUGCCACUAAAUGUAGAAACCCACAAACCAAAAUGAAGUGUGAGAUGGGGUCACUCAUUCCGGUUAAUUCAUGAGCAUUUAUUAACAUUUGAAAGCAAGAGAAUAUUGUGCCAUGCCUGAGAGUGAAACAGUCAGGGUACAAUAAUAAUCAAAAACAUGUCAGAAUAGCAAGAGAACUCUUGUCAGAUAUAUAAAAUGUCUAGAUGAAAUAUUGUUAGUGGAGUGGAAAAUAUAUGGAGAACUGUGAUUGUGAGAUAUCAGAUUCUGUUCCUUAGCUAUGUGAUAGAUCAGGAUAUAAACAAUGACUGAGUGCUGAGUGAAACUUUGACUAAUGUUUACUGAGAGACACUCAAGAAAUGAAUGACUGAAGACUAAUAAAUAUAAUAAAACCCAUCUGUUGGUUAAAUAAAGUGAAAUAAACUCUUACAAAGGGAGAAAGUA
Molecule: messenger RNA, 2447 nt
Organism: Tachysurus fulvidraco (yellow catfish)
Lineage: Eukaryota; Metazoa; Chordata; Actinopteri; Siluriformes; Bagridae
Gene: spef1
Product: sperm flagellar 1
Exons: 8
Coding region: 298-1137 (279 amino acids)
Biological process (GO): regulation of cytoskeleton organization
Cellular component (GO): axoneme
Molecular function (GO): microtubule binding
Source: RefSeq, a predicted model, not a curated record